This is a messenger RNA of Pieris napi, 2758 nucleotides long. RefSeq names its product protein LSM14 homolog B. Bases 123 to 1643 code for a protein of 506 amino acids. Gene Ontology annotation, molecular function: mRNA binding. Gene Ontology annotation, cellular component: P-body. Gene Ontology annotation, biological process: P-body assembly; cytoplasmic stress granule assembly. Lineage: Eukaryota; Metazoa; Arthropoda; Insecta; Lepidoptera; Pieridae. The transcript is spliced from 9 exons. The record is from RefSeq and is a predicted model, not a curated record.
UCGCUUGUUGCCAACUUCCCGUCAGUCAUUUUGUGAUCAUUUUCUUUGGUGGCUGUUGGGUUUACGGUCAACGAAAUCGAUAAAAAUCUUAAUCAUCCAGAGUCUUUUUAAAAAGUGUCACUAUGAGUUCGGGAAUGCCUGAAUUAGGCUCCAAGAUAAGCCUAAUAUCUAAAGCCGAUAUCCGCUAUGAAGGUCGACUAUUCACCGUUGAUCCUCAAGAAUGCACCAUUGCUCUGGCUAGCGUGCGAUCAUUUGGUACUGAGGAUAGGGAGACUCAAUUUCCGGUAGCUCCUCAAAGCCAAGUCUAUGACUACAUCUUAUUCAGAGGUUCUGACAUCAAGGAUAUCCGUGUUCUUAACAAUGUGUCCUCCUUGCCAAACGACCCUGCCAUUGUGCAGAUGUCUGUACCACCAUCCAUCGGGAGUGGAAACCAAGCACAGUUUGUGGGACAAUACAGCCAUCCAGUUGUGGGUCAGGGCCAAUACCCACAAUAUCACCCUAUGGGGGGUUUUCCGGGCAGUAUGCACACACAACUCAACAAGACGAGUGAGUUGUCCCCUCAGACUUCAGUGGAUUUAGCCCCCCAGCAGCCUGUCAAAGCCCCAAUAGGAUCUGGAGUUGUCCAGCACCAAGUGAAAGACCAAGGUUCCAUGCUAGAUUUGAUCGGUGGAGGUUCCCAACAAAAUGCUUCACGUUCAGGAACACCUGCGGCUGUCGGUCACAGGAAGAGCCCGACUGCAGAUCAGGGUACACAGCAGGCUGGAGCAAGUGGGUCCGGGCAGCGUGAUUCUCGUCGUGGCGCCAACGCAUCCAAACCAGUGCGUCGUCAGAGCUCCCGCAGUCGCCAGCGACAAUCCAGCGGAUCGCAAUCGCAGCCGCCGUCCCAGCAGCAGAUGCAGAAUCAGCCACAAUCUCAGCCGCACCAUAAUCACCACCAACCUGGUGAGCUUGUUGAAAGUAUGGGCUACAACAGAGGUGGUUGGAGAGGCAGAUCCCGCGGCCGCGGUCGCGGGGGCUUCGUGCCUCGCAACAAGAACACUCUGAAGUUCGACAACGACUAUGACUUUGAGCAAGCCAACACCGAGUUUGAGGAACUGAGGACCCAACUGGCCAAGGCCAAGAUUGCCGACGGUGAAACUAAAGUGGAGCCUGAUGUUGAACAGGGUGAGCCGGACAAGAAGGACGACUCGGGCAACGAGACGGGAGCUGGAGAGCCAGAUGUUGAGGAUGACUUCACCGGCUACGACAAGAAGAAAAGCUUCUUUGAUAACAUCUCUUGUGAGGCUGUUGAGAGGCAAAAGGGCCGCAGCCAGCGGACGGACUGGCGGACGGAGCGUAAGCUGAACUCUGAGACGUUCGGCGUAGCGUCCGCUCGUCGCGGGGCUUGGCGCGGUCGAUCUGCCUGGAGGCACAACCCACACAACCUCCACAACCCUCACAACCCUCACAACAUGCACAAUAUGCACAACCAGCAUCCGAUGUACUUCCCGAGCUGGCGGCCGAUGCGUGGCGGACGCGGCCGACCCAACAACAUGCACCCUCACAACAACCACAACGCUCACAACAAUCACAACAACCGCCAACAACGCCCGAACAACACGCCCGCGCCACCCGCCCCGCAACCCGCUGCUACCGCCAAGUAGGAGAGGUGGAAGUGUCACCGGAAGCCGAAUCUUAAUUUAUUAUCGCGAGGACUUAUAACUAGUGGAAAAGUGUAUUAUGUUUAUAGAAACGUGUCUAAAUGGACUCACUCACGGGAAUGUAUCGGUUCGAUUAGAGAUUUGUGACGGACAUUGCUCUGGAGUGACAAGUGUUGUAUCCUAUAUUUGGAAGUGUUACGAAACUCCCGUGAACGAAAUUGAUUCGUCCAAGAUGUGCGUGCGACCGGCCCGUGGCCAGCACCGAGGUGCCCCUGGCAAGAAAACUUGAUCUUAGAGAUGAGCACUCAACGUAUUAAGUCGGAACUCAAUCUUUCGAACGGUGGCCGGUAAUCUUCUCGACUUACAGAAAUGACUAUGGACCGACUCUACGAUUAGAUUGUUAAUAUUUUGAGUGCAGUCUCAAAUGCUUGUGAUAUUUUCCAAGAUUUCUUGUCGUAGGCCUUAAAUGUCACUAUAGGCUUAAAAUGUAUAAAUGUGAUCAUUGAGGCUGACAAAUCACUCAUAGAUUAUAGUUUAUUUAUGUAGCCGUUCCACAAAUGCGCGCGAGUGGGCGAGCGCGGUCGAAGGUUGUCGGAUAUUAAGGGGGAGAUUCCAUUCCUUAUAAUUUCCAUUAGAUUAAAUGUGUUUUGGAAUUGAGAUUUUGUAAGUGGAACUACGGAACUGAAUUCUAUAUUUGUAAUAAUUCAUGCGCCUUUGUGGAAUAGUGAGCCCGAUCGAAUCGUAUAUUUUCAUAGCUUGUCAGAUAAAAAUGUGCCUAUUGAUAGAUAUUUUUUUGUUGUUGCACAUUUUCCUUUUCAAAGGCAGUCGCAGCCCCGAUUCUGCUGGACAGAUUUGGAUAAUUUUUGACAGUGAAAAACGUGGGGCUGCCCCCUGUGACCGAACACUGGAAUUCUCUUAAGUAUUGUUAAUAUUGUAGUUAAAUGUGUCACAGGAGUCGGAGCUUUUAUCCAGUGUAUCACAGUUAGUAUGAUUCUUAAAGGACUGCUUCCUCAUUUCUUUUUUUUGUCAUUUGUUAUGAGGGACUUGUUAACCUUUUUUAAAAAUUAAAAGCUGGUGUACCUGGAUUGUAUUAAAAAAUAUACAUUUCUAAAUCUUAA